AUGUCAGAAAACGGUGUCAAGGAUAUAAACAUGGACUCCAAGUCUUCCGUUCGAUCCCGGGAUCACUCUACGGACACCCUGCGGACCCGUAGGUCCCACCGGUCCGGGUCAAGGGACAGGCGAGACAGUCGUCACCGUGAGCGCGAGCGUCGUGGCUCUCGUGAGCGAUCUCACAGGGACGAACGUGACCGGGAGCGCUCGCGCCGGGAUCGCGACUACGACCGGGACAGGCGCCACCGUGAGCACGACCGGGACGAGAGGGACCGUCGGCGCCGGAAACGUGACGAGGAAGUAGACGAGGCUGAUGGCGACCGUCCCAGGAAGAGGCGUGACUACGACGACAGGAGCCCCCGUCGCGGCGAUGACCGAGGACACUCCCGCGACCGCGACAGGCCUCCCCGUGACCGCGGCCCUCGGGAUGAUCGCCCGGACCGCCACCACAGCCGAGGCGCACGCGAUGACAGGCCCCCGUACGAACGCGAGCGCUCUCAUCGCCCCCGUUCGCCUCCACCGCCUCCUAGGCUCUCGCCUCCGCUCGAACCCGGAAACGAAGACCCUGUGGUCGAAGAACCGAAUCCAGAGGACUCUGAAGCGCGGUCUGUCUUCGUUUCUCAGCUUGCGGCUCGCCUUACAGCCCGUGACCUUGGCUACUUCUUUGAGGAUAAACUCGGUGACAAUACUGUGCUAGAUGCACGCAUCGUGACGGACAGAUUAUCUCGUCGUUCGAAAGGGAUCGGCUACGUCGAAUUUCGCAACAUUGACUUGGUGGACAAGGCCCUCGGCCUGAGCGGCACCGUUGUCAUGGGUUUGCCUAUCAAGGUUCAGUUGACUGAAGCCGAGAGGAAUCGCACUCAUGCAGGAGAUGGAUCUAUGAACCUUCCUCCCGGCGUCCGCGCCUCAGCCGGGUCCAUGCAACUUUACGUUGGCUCUCUUCACUUCAAUCUGACCGAAAGCGAUAUCAAGCAGGUGUUCGAACCUUUCGGCGAGCUCGAGUUCGUCGAUCUUCACAAGGACCCGGCCACUGGUCGUAGCAAGGGUUAUUGCUUCGUGCAGUACAAGCGUGUUGAGGAUGCACGUGUGGCUCUCGAGCAGAUGGACGGCUUUGAGCUUGCCGGCCGCACUCUCCGUGUGAACACUGUUCACGAAAAGGGUAACGUCAAGUAUGCUCCGCAGGAGUCUCUAGAAGAUGGUGGUGGCGGUAACUUGAACGCGGCUUCUCGUCAAGCGCUGAUGCAAAAGCUUGCCAGGAUCGAACCGGAUCAUUCGCCCGAGCCAAUGGCUCGUCCCAACAUCCAGGCUAUGGAGUCCCGCUGCGUGCUCCUCAGGAACAUGUUCAAGCCCGAGGAAGAGACUGAACCGGAGUGGGACAAGGAUUUGGCCGACGAUGUCAAAGGCGAAUGCGAGAGCAAGUAUGGCAAGGUUGAACGCAUCAAGGUUGUUAGAGACUCGGCGGGUGACAUCUACGUUAAGUUCGACAACGUCGAAAACGCGCGUAAGGCUAUCGAUGGCCUCAACGGUCGUUGGUUCGGAGGCAUGCCUAUCACGGCCGCCUUUGUAUCCGACGCCAUCAUGCAAGCUCACUUGUAG
Molecule: messenger RNA, 1587 nt
Organism: Peniophora sp. CBMAI 1063
Lineage: Eukaryota; Fungi; Basidiomycota; Agaricomycetes; Russulales; Peniophoraceae
Source: the annotation of a GenBank genome assembly